AUGAAAUUGGAAUUCACUGAGAAAAACUACAACAGCUUCGUGCUGCAGAACCUGAAUAGACAGAGGAAACGCAAAGAGUACUGGGACAUGGCCCUGAGUGUGGACCACCACGUCUUCUUCGCACAUCGCAACGUGCUGGCUGCUGUCUCCCCACUGGUGAGGAGCCUCAUCUCCAGCAAUGACAUGAAGACCACUGAUGAGCUCUUCAUCACCAUUGACUCCAGUUACCUGAGCCCGGUCACAGUGGACCAGCUCCUGGACUACUUCUAUAGUGGCAAGGUGAUGAUCUCUGAGCAAAACGUGGAGGAGCUGCUUCGUGGGGCUCAGUAUUUCAACGCACCACGCCUUCAAAUUCACUGCAACAACUUCCUUAUUAAGUCCAUCUGCCGUGCCAACUGCUUGCGCUACCUCUUCUUGGCCGAGCUAUUUGAGCUCAAAGAGGUAUCAGACCUAGCUUACUCGGGCAUUCGCGACAACUUCCACUAUUGGGCCAGUCCUGAGGGCUCCAUGCACUUCAUGCGCUGCCCCGUUAUCUUCGGCCGCCUGCUCCGUGAUGAAAACCUUCACGUGCUCAAUGAGGACCAGGCUCUCAGCGCACUCAUCAAUUGGGUAUAUUUCCAGAAGGAGGAACGGGAGAAGUAUUUCAAGAAGUUCUUCAAUUACAUCAAUCUCAAUGCUGUUUCCAACAAGACGCUGGUGUUUGCCAGUAACAAGCUGAUGGGCAUGGAGAACAACUCAUCCCAUGCCUCAACCCUGAUUGAGAGUGUCCUGAUGGACCGCAAGCAGGAGCGGCCAUGCAGCCUGCUGGUCUACCAGCGGAAAGGGGCCCUGCUCGAUUCAGUGGUCAUCCUCGGUGGCCAGAAGGCCCACGGCCAGUUCAAUGAUGGAGUGUUUGCCUACAUAAUCCAGGAGAACCUGUGGAUAAAGCUCUCCGACAUGCCUUAUCGGGCAGCAGCACUUAGUGCCACCUCUGCUGGUCGCUACAUCUACAUCUCUGGUGGCACCACUGAGCAGAUUUCAGGGCUGAAGACGGCCUGGCGGUAUGACAUGGAUGACAACUCCUGGACCAACUUGCCCGACCUGCCCAUCGGUCUUGUCUUCCACACCAUGGUGACCUGCCAGGGGACGGUGUACUCAGUGGGCGGGAGCAUUGCCCCAAGGCGGUAUGUCUCCAACAUCUAUCGCUAUGAUGAGCGGAAGGAAGUCUGGUGCCUGGCAGGGAAGAUGAGCAUCCCCAUGGAUGGCACGGCUGUGAUCACGAAAGGUGACCGGCAUCUGUACAUUGUCACUGGACGGUGCUUGGUGAAAGGUUAUAUCUCCCGAGUUGGGGUAGUGGACUGCUUUGACACCAACACCGGGGAUGUGGUCCAGUGUAUCACUUUCCCCAUUGAGUUCAACCACCGGCCCCUGCUCUCUUUCCAACAAGACAACAUCCUCUGCGUGCACAGCCACCGGCAGAGCGUGGAAAUCAAUCUGCAGAAGGUAAAGGCCAGCAAGACGACCACCUCAGUGCCUCUCUUGCCCAACAACUGCCCCUUGGAUGUGUCUCAUGCUAUAUGCUCCAUUGGAGACAACAAGGUGUUUGUAUGUGGGGGUGUCACCACCGCCAGCGACGUCCAGACAAAGGACUACACCAUCAAUCCAAAUGCCUUCUUGCUGGACCAAAAGACAGGCAAGUGGAAGACCCUGGCUCCCCCACCAGAGGCACUGGACUGUCCUGCCUGCUGCCUAGCCAAGCUACCUUGCAAGAUUCUUCAAAGAAUUUAAACAACAUUUUAAGUGGGAGAAUAAGUAAAAUUAUUAUUCAGAAUUUAAUGAGAAAGAGAGGAA
This is a messenger RNA of Callithrix jacchus (white-tufted-ear marmoset), 1830 nucleotides long. Lineage: Eukaryota; Metazoa; Chordata; Mammalia; Primates; Cebidae. The record is from RefSeq and is a predicted model, not a curated record.